CCCCAACCUACAGAAUGACGUCGUAAGUUUGCCAUCCAGCCCCAAUAGCAGUGAUAAUGAGCCCCUCUGUGUGGAGUGAGCCAACAGUGGGGCGCCAUGAAUUGUGCCUCUGUAGCUUGAGUGCUUCUCUGUAGCCAGAGAUGGAGCAGGAAGUGCAGCUCGGGCCUCUCUGCACUCGUCUCAUCAAUGCAGCUUUCAUUCUCCCUCGGUGGGGCAAGAUGGAAGCUGUACAAAAGGACUGCUGGUACUUUGUGGUACUCCUCUUUUUCACUUUUCUUAAAGUUGCUGUCCAGCACACGGACGUGGAAACGGUGCAGCUGGUGGAAGGGAUGGUGCUGAACUGCUUGUGUCCCUGGGAUGGCAAGCUCAGCAUGGUGUCCUGGACCAAAGUGCCCAACAAAAGUCCCAUAGCUGUGUUCCACCCGGAGCACGGAGUCUCCUUCCCGUACUCAUACAGAGAGAGGAUAGAGUUCCUCAAGACGGCAACUUUGGAUGGGAGCAUUUCCUUGAAGAACGUCACACAUCAGGAUAUUGGGCUCUAUCACUGCUCUGUCCAGACUUUCCCUCAGGGGCCCUGGAACAAGUACAUUCGGGUGGAGGAUUUAGAUGAGCCACCAGAAGAUGACAACAGCACAGAGCCCCCUCCCCUAGAGGACCUCCUAGCAGACACCAAGCUUGAGGUUGAGGAGGGCAGCAACCUGACCAUCAGCUGCAAGCAGCCGCUCAACGGUACCAUGUACCGGGUCAGGCUGGAUAAGAUGCAGCACGACCAUACGUGGUUCCUAAUCAGCUCCUGUGAGAAGACAGAACAGGGUCUGGAUGUGGAGGCCUUCAGAGACGGAGUGAACUGCACCGACAGCCUGGACCUGAGCUUGAGCCUGACGGACGUCGGCUCGGGGGACGGCGGAUUCUAUCGCUGCACCUUUAACACAGACUUGGGAGAGCAGGCCACCCUUGUGCAGCUCGCCGUUGCUCCUCCAGGUGGAUUCAGUCUGUCCCUGUACAUGAUGUAUAUUUACAUCGGAGCUGGAGCUGCUGGACUUAUUCUAUUUAUUUCCUUCCUCAUACUUGUGAUGAGGCUCAGGAAGAAAAAUCGAAGAGAGGAGUACCGAGUCAAACUGCACCCCAGUCGGAGACAGCCGAACAUCUAUGAGAACAUCCCUCUGUGUCCCAGGAGGAUGAAGAAGUCGAGGCAGAAUAAUCCGAUCUAUGCCAACCUGCCGGCCGGCCGGGUGCUCCCUACCGCACAUCGACCUCGAGACAAAAAGUGAAAAGGGAUGCUGUGACUCUGUCGCUUUCUCCCAUCUGCCAGCGUGUCCUCACACCCCAUUCACUGUACAUCAGAGCGAGGAUAAAUAAAUGUCAGCGAGCGCAGACUGUAAUUAUCCAUUUGAGUUUUUAAUCAGAUGCAGGGAUCACGCCGGCACUGUUUAAUAUGCACACGGCGGUUUGAAAUGAGUUAACAAGCCGCUGCUCAUCUCGGAGUCAGAAAGCUGACGGGGGCUGUUUGGGACGCAGCCUUGCUCCCCCCUAAUUAAGCGCACUAUGUAAUUAUUGUUGAGUGGAUGUUUGCUGUUUUGGCAAAACAAUAUUUGACAGUAACCAUCGCACAGAGGAGUAAGACAAAAGCCCAUAUAAUCAUCCUUUUCUCUUCUCUAACCCCCUCCAAGUAAAAAGAAAAAAAAAACGAUUGACAAAAGCUUUUGUAAAUUCCCUCUUUUCACUUUCAUCCCUCCUGGUUUCUAUUCAGAGCUUGACAAUAGUGUCUAAUCAUCUAACGGAGAAGAAAAGCAGUCGCUCAGCAAUGUGCCGUCACUUGAGACUGCUUCUUUUCCCCCAGCAGGCUUUCUGACUGCAUUCUAGUUACAGCACGCCCUCAGUGUGAAAGCUGAACUCUAAUUAGCAAAUCCUGGGCUGCAGUUUAUAUCUCCUUUUACCCUUUCUUGGCUGCUUUUUGAUGAAUAUCCACAUUCUUUUUUACCCCUCCCUCCUUUUGGUUUCUAAAAUGUAACAUUGAUGAACUGAAUGUUUUUCCCCUUUGAUAUUUAUCCCCCCCCCCCCCCAAGUUUGCUUCUGUAAAUCAAUAUUUGCGGUUUAUGGCAACUGCUGUAAAAUUAAACUCUGUGCUGUUUGUGUAAUUUAAUUCAUUUAUCUCCAUAGAAAUGGAGGCAGAGGCAGUAAUGGAUAAGCUGGCUUUUCUGCUAGGAAACAAGACAAAUGUGCAACAGAAAGGGACAUUACAGUUGUGGGUUUUUCUUGUGUGUUUUUUUUUAUUUAUUUUUUGCCUGCCCUUUGCUCUGUUUCUUUAGAAACUGUAACUGUACAUUUGACUGUGAUGAUGUUUGAGAUUAUCUGUGUUCAACCAGCUGUAUUGAAACUGAUCGUUAUGACUGAUAGACUCCUUGUGACAGAAAUAAAACUGUCUAUAUAUCUGU
Molecule: messenger RNA, 2435 nt
Organism: Fundulus heteroclitus (mummichog)
Lineage: Eukaryota; Metazoa; Chordata; Actinopteri; Cyprinodontiformes; Fundulidae
Gene: cd226
Product: CD226 molecule
Exons: 6
Coding region: 141-1271 (376 amino acids)
Biological process (GO): positive regulation of Fc receptor mediated stimulatory signaling pathway; positive regulation of natural killer cell cytokine production; positive regulation of type II interferon production
Cellular component (GO): external side of plasma membrane
Source: RefSeq, a predicted model, not a curated record